Messenger RNA from Megalobrama amblycephala (Wuchang bream), 1585 nucleotides. RefSeq names its product solute carrier family 35 member C1 (gene slc35c1). Gene Ontology annotation, biological process: GDP-fucose import into Golgi lumen; protein O-linked glycosylation via fucose. NCBI's taxonomy places the organism in Eukaryota, Metazoa, Chordata, Actinopteri, Cypriniformes, Xenocyprididae. Gene Ontology annotation, molecular function: antiporter activity. The coding region runs from base 309 to 1388 and encodes 359 amino acids. The record is from RefSeq and is a predicted model, not a curated record. Gene Ontology annotation, cellular component: Golgi apparatus. The transcript has 2 exons.
AUUUCUUGUAUUUAUUUUUUAUUUAUUCAUGAAAGCAGCUAUAAAACUUAUUAUGAUAAAUAUUAAAUUGUUGCCGCUCAUAGUUCAUUGUGAGAGUCGAUUUUGUGCAAUUUUAUGAUUUUAUUGCUAGGUGAGGGUAUCACUUUAAGAAACGCGGAACAGGGAAGUUGUCGACCUCUCUGGAUAUCGCCUAUAUGGCUUUUCUCAUGUCCAGUGCAGAGUAGCGCAGGGAGCCGGCGCGAAAUGUUGUUGUUGUCGUUAUUAUUAUGAAAUAACUAAUGUUAUUUAUUCUCCUUUAUUCCUGAAACAUGAACAGGUCCCAACUCAAACGAUCCAGAAUAUUAAGAAUGGCAUUCACAGACUACAGUCGUCCGGGGGACAAAGGAGAGCCCUUUAUUCUGAGAGCGGUCAAAAUCGCAUUGGUCGUGACUCUCUACUGGUUUGUUUCGAUUUCCAUGGUAUUCCUGAACAACUACCUGUUAGACAACAAGGACCUAAAUGCGCCUCUCUUCAUCACAUUUUUCCAGUGUGUUGUUAGCGUUGGACUAUGUUUGCUCAUGAACGUUUUCUCAUACUUUUGUCCUGGAUACGUGGAUUUCCCGUCUUUGAAAUUUGAUUUGAGAGUGUCCAGAGAGAUGUUGCCUUUGACGGUCGUGUUCAUCAGCAUGAUCACAUUCAAUAACUUGUGCCUCAAAUAUGUGGGAGUUGCUUUCUAUACGGUUGGCCGCUCACUUUCCACCGUUUUUAACGUUAUUUUGUCCUACGUGGUUCUUAAACAGUCGACGUCUUUGUACGCGGUGCUGUGUUGUGGAGUCAUACUAGGUGGAUUCUGGCUGGGUGUGGACCAAGAAUCUGUGGCAGGUUCUCUUUCUUGGACAGGAGUCAUUUUCGGUGUAAUUGCCAGUCUUUGUGUAUCUCUCAAUGCCAUCUUCACAAAGAAAGUGUUGCCAGUGGUGGAUGGAAAUAUCUGGAAGCUCUCUUACUACAACAACCUCAAUGCUAGUGUACUUUUUAUUCCCCUUAUUGUAAUUUUUGGGGAACUUAAAAGCUUGUUUGAGUUUAGCCGACUGACACAUUUACAUUUUUGGGGCAUGAUGAUUGUAGGUGGAGUCUUCGGCUUUGCAAUUGGAUACGUGACGGGACUUCAGAUCAAGUUCACUAGUCCAUUGACGCACAAUGUGUCCGGCACAGCCAAAUCCUGUGCACAGACUGUAUUGGCAGUUGUCUACUCGGCGUCCCAUAAGAGUGCGCUCUGGUGGACAAGCAAUAUGAUGGUGCUGGUUGGAUCCUGUGCCUACACCUGGGUCAAAGGACUUGAGAUGAAGAAAGUGCCUGUGGAAACACAAACCAUAAACACAGAGAAAAUUAAAGAUGACCCAGGGGUGUGAAAAAUACUUUAGGAAUAUCUUUGUUGUUGAGACUGUCUGUUUAUCACACACAUACACACACAAACAUGUGUGUGUGUGUGUGUGUGUGUGUGUGUGUGUGUGUGUGUGUGUGUGUUUUAUGGGCAUUUGAAUAUUUCAUGUAUAAACAUUUACUUUGUACUGUAAAUGAUUAUUAAAACCUGUUUAACAAUACUCUA